GACAGUAAACAUGGGAACUGGGAUGAGCUGGUUUCAUUUAGCAGCGGAGGAGUUUGCUGCCAGUUCGGCUCCGGGGGGCUGAGCUGCCGUGAACGCGAAAGGCGGGGAUGAAUGAGGAGCGGUACAAAAGUCUGCGAGGAGUGGUUGUGAUCCAGCAGGUCUGAGUUGGCCCUUGGUCCAGCUGGGUCCUGGACUGGUUUCAGUGAUGGCAGACCAUCCACCUCCUGCUCUGCUGGAAGCCUGCGUGGUCGUGGGAGCAUCUAUGGACAAACUCAGAGAGGUCUACCAGGCUAUUUACGAUAAUGGAAGUCCAGAACGCCUUCUGUUGGAGCCGGAGGUACUGCAUGUCCUGGUACCCCCCUUUAUUAAUAGACCGCAAAAUGAGAGUGAAGUGGUGAGGUCACAGGGGAAGAGGCGGCGCUCCUUUAUCAGGAAGAAGAGGGAACAACCUCCUUCAGCUGCUGCAACCCUGAGCCAAGAUGGAGGAGCAGAGGGAAGAGGAGGAAGUGAGGAUGUCAGUGUUCCAAAAGACAUUGAUCUCAUGGCGUUACCUCAGCUCUGCUUCCCUGGUGGGCUCCAAGUAACCAAUGAACAGAGAGAUGAACAGUUUCACUUCCUGGUUUUCACUGAUGUCUUUGGCAACAAGACCCACGGAGUAGUACUUCAGUGUUACCGCCCAAUACUGGAAGGGACGUCUUUCUUCCACAAUGGAGCUGGGCCCUCUAAGUUUUCUAAACUUUUCUCUGCCUUUGGUUUCUGUGUUAUAUCCAAGUAUCCUUACUUCACUGCACUCAGAGACUGUCUGUCAUGUCUGUUGAUCCAGCUGAGAACUUGCCGUUUAUCAGACAUGGAGGAGAGAGUGAAGGAGUUUGCAGCCAAAUUGACACUUGUGCCUAUUCCACCUCCUGGACAACUACAUUUGAUGUUUACUUUGCGUCCUCUGACCAUUGUAGUACCAUCCAGAGAAGACAAAGACCACCCAGCUAUAGAUUUAGACCUCCAUCUGCCUUUCCUCUGCUUCAGGCCACAGCAACUACUGCAGGUGAUAUCUUGUCUCCUGCAGGAACAGCGGGUGGUGUUAUUUUCUGCUGACUGGGCCAGACUCACGCUGGUGGCAGAGAGUUUGUUGCUUUUUCUGCAUCCUCUGUCAUGGCAGCAGCCUUAUGUUCCUGUCCUGGCCCGAGGCAUGCUUGACUUUCUCAUGGCUCCGACUGCCUUCCUUAUGGGCUGCCAUGUCAGCCAUUUUGAAGAGGUUGCAGCUGAAACAGAUGAUCUUAUCUUAAUCAACAUUGAUAAUGGAAGCGUCUCCUCUUCUUGUUCUGAUACCAUCGACCUUCCACACAUACCUCCAGCUGCUGCAGACUGCUUCACACAGAGGUGUCAGUCUUUGCAGAUGCAUUUUGACUUGGAUCAGUGCCACCAUGCAAGCUGCACCGACAUCAACCAUCAGCGGGCACAAAGAAGAGCGUGGCAACACAACCUCAACCAUGAUGUCCAGAGGAUCACGUUGGAAUUGAUUGUCAACAUAUUCAGGGAUGUUAGUAGUCACCUUAACUAUGAACAUCGAGUGUUUAACAGUGAAGAGUUCCUGAAAACCAGAGAGCCAGCUGAACAACUGUUUUACAAAAAGGUGUUGGAGACACACAUCUUCCAUUCUUUCCUCAAGGAUCGUCUCAACAGGAAAAUGGACAAUUAUGCUCGCAUGGAGCUCAGCACUCGUUCUGAGAUGCAGAAGAUGAAGGCUAUGGUUGAAGUCCCGCGCAGACCCACCAUGCAGGAGAUUCAAGCACGGAGAAAGAGCUCCCUCACAGAGACCAGGCUGAAUAAAAGACUGGGGAUGAGCCUUCCUAACCUGGGAGAUGACCAAACCAUCAGCUUCCAAAGAAACACACUGGUGACGCGGAUCAUCAUGUCUGAAUCUGCUCUAAGAACUCCUCCUAAGCCUGUAAAGGUGUUUAAACUCCCAGACUUCCCAGCGUCUCUGUCCUUCCACUCAGUCCAAAGUUAUUACAGUGAGCUCAUCCAGCAACUUGGCAAGGCUAUCUUCUCUGUCCAAAACGAGAACUCCACUCUGCUGGCCAGAUUCUACUAUUUGCGUGGUUUGAUCAACACCUUGUGUUCACGGCGGCUGGAUGCUCUCAGUGAUUUCCAGAACCUCUACAAGACGGACACUGCCAUCUUCCCAGCACAGCUGGUCACAUGGCUUGUGGAGUCGCUGCACUGGGACGAGAGACAGCAAGCUGACAGACGACCUGAACUCAAGAGACUCAUCCUCAAGGUGAAGACAGAGAACGAGAAGCUGGUGGUGCAGCCCGAUGACCACGUUAAGAAGUUCGAGCUUCCUCGAAAACAUUUGCAUCAGGACGAGUUUGUGCGAUGCGUCCAAGAAUGUGGGAUUGUUAAGGAUGUAGCGACCAUACAUCGUUUAUUUGAUGCCCUCACUGAUGGCCAGCCGAAGCAAGUGGACCCUGAACUCUUCAGAGUUUUCUACACCUUCUGGAAGGAGACAGAGGCUGAGGCACAAGAUGUCAACCUGCCUACUGACGUCAUUGACCACCUUGACAAUAGUGAGUGUGUCUACAAGUUGUCAUCCUGCGUCAAGACCUCCCAUGGCGUUGGUAAAAUCGCCAUGACGCAGAAACGUCUGUUCUUGCUUACCGAGGGACGACCGGGCUAUGUGGAAAUCACGAAGUUCAGAGAUAUACAGGAGGUGAAGAUUGCCUCAGCUCCCUUUUUACUCGUUCGCAUUCCUUCCCUUCGUAUCCAGACCUCUUGUCAGCCUGAGAUGUUUGAGGCCAACCUGAAGACAGAGACUGAACUCUGGAACCUUGUGGUCAAAGAGAUGUGGGCUGGACGCAAGAUGGCCGAUCAACACAAGGACCCUCAGUACAUCACUCAGGCUUUGACUAAUGUCCUGUUAAUGGAUGCUGUCAUGGGCUGUCUGCAAACCCAGAGGUCCAUCGUUGCUGCCUCGAAGCUGGCUUACUUUGAUAAGAUUAAGCAUGAAGUGCCCAUGAUGGUGUCUAAAACUACCUCAGAGACUCUAAAACACAAGAUCAACCCUUCAGUGGACCUGGCUGAACCUCAGACUGUACAUGUGCUGCUAUACACACCAGGUCAGUUGACGUGCAAUAAUUCUGAGGGUGAGAUGAACCCGAAGUUGUGGGUGGCUCUCAGUGGGGGAAAAGUGGUUGUAUUCGAUGCAGCUAGCUGGUCCAUGUUGCAGGACUGCAUCCAGGUUGGAGAGUCGCAGCUGAACUGCAUGCUAGGAUUGGUCCAGGAGCAGGUGUGGAUUGGCUCCCAGGACUCUGUUAUCUACAUCAUUGACACUCAGAGCAUGUCCUGCAACAAACAGCUGACUGAGCACAGACAUGAAGUGACUGGCCUCACAGUGGACACCAGAGAUCAACCCAACAGUCAGCAGACAUACUCCUGCAGCUGUGAUGGGACAGUCCUGCAGUGGGACUCAGCCAGUCUCAAAGUGAAGCGACAGUUCCACCUGAGCUGUGAUCGUCUCUCCUCCAUACAGAUUCAUGAUGGCACGUUGUGGUGCUGUUGUGGUGACAGUGUUGUGGAACUGAAAAGGAGCGGGACACCACAGCGAAGGAUGGCACUUCCUGACAACCUACUGAGCAUGGCCAGUAGAUUCAGCAGCUUCAUUGUCUUUCCAGAGCGAGGUCAGUUGUGGACAGGCUGUGCAGACUCAGGGGAGUUGUGUCUCUGGCACGCUAACAACAACAGACAGCCAUCCAAAAGAAUCUCCCUGCCAGGCAGCUCAGGAGUGACCUGUAUGAUUCGUGUCAAGGACCAGAUCUGGGUGGGCUGUUGCAGCCAGGGCAGUGUUGGAGGUCAGUUGAGGGGUCAGGUGAUGGUGGUGGACCCAGAGAGCCACACUGUGGCGAAGGAACUGCAGGCUCAUUCAGAUAGCAUCCAGACACUCUGCUCAGCUGAGGAUCGCUAUGUGCUGAGUGGCUCAGCAUGCCGCGAUGGCAAGAUCGCCAUCUGGAAAGUUGAGUAAAGAAGAGAGAAAGAGAGAGCAGUAGAAUGGACAGAGUGAAGCAAGAGACGAGUAUGGGGAGCGGAGAGAAGAAAGGAGAUACGCAAAACAUGACUUGAGUAGAGUGAGGGUGGAGGUUAGAGUACAAAAUCAAAGAACAGCAAAGAAAAAUAUAUAGAGAUAUAGAGGAAAGUUCUUUUCUUUCACUUGGUGGAGCAUCUGUUUAAAGCGGUAUUUCAAUGGUAAUUGAUUUUUUUCUGCUGGGAGCUAAAAAAACAAAACAAAAACAAGGACACAAAAUGGUGAAAGCGGCUCUUAAAGAUGUAAUUCUAAGACUUUUAGUGUGAGUCUUUGGAACAAAAUACAGUAUACUGAAUGUAACAACAUCUGCUUUCUCUGGUCCUGGACUAGUGAAGAGCAGAUCUUUUUCUUCUUGGAAACAAACUGUCCACGCACAUGAAAUGUGAAAAAGAUUAAGUCUAUGCAUUCUGUAUGUUCCUUUUGAGAAACUUGAUUUAGUCUAGCUGUGACAGCAGUGAGAUACUGGAAUGCUACGAUGUAUUUUCAUUCACGUUUUAUUGUCAAGCACUGAUAAUAAAUUUUCAGGUAUUAUCAUGUA
Messenger RNA from Lates calcarifer (barramundi perch), 4616 nucleotides. Its product is annotated as DENN domain-containing protein 3. Gene Ontology annotation, molecular function: protein binding. Gene Ontology annotation, cellular component: cytoplasmic vesicle. Gene Ontology annotation, biological process: regulation of Rab protein signal transduction. The record is from RefSeq and is a predicted model, not a curated record. The transcript has 28 exons. Lineage: Eukaryota; Metazoa; Chordata; Actinopteri; Centropomidae. Bases 206 to 4018 code for a protein of 1270 amino acids.